CACAGCUCUGUCUCAUUCCGGGGAGCGAGGAGACAAGAAAGAAGAAGGAGAACAUUGGGGGGUAACCUUUAAAGACAUAAAGUCCUUCUCUCCCUCAGGACGAUGAGGUGGUAUACGCGCCGUCGCUCUCGGAUGAUCUGUCUAUUGCUGGCCAUUGCCUCCCUCUCUCUCCAUCUCCUCCUCGCCGUCCUCUCCCUCUCCGUCGACCAGAACCUCUGUGACGCCCCCUCCCCUCGUCAGACACACCCCCACAACCUCAGAGCCCUGGUGGAUACCAACUACACCUCCACGAUGUCCGACAACCACUCCAGCUAUGCCAAGACACCCCCGGACACAAGAAAAGUGGACUCUUCCAAUAUGGACAGCAAUGGCCCUCACAAAAUGGCAGAAAUGGACGCUGUCACGACCAAAAUGGCCGUCAAGGCAGUUCAUGGACAUAAGAAGGAAGGGCCUGUAGACUCAGUCAACAUGGCGGUAAGGGUAGGAAAGUUUGGCUCGAUGGCGAUGAAGUCUAUGGGGUCCGGGAUGUCAAAAUUAGAGGCUCUUUUCAGCCACCCGCUAUACAACAUGCCAACCCCGCCCAUCCCUGAAGAUGAUUGGCUGCUGAAGGUGAAGCCCAAAGUGAAGGCGCGCGAGAGGAGCACACAGAUGUGGGUGAGUGACAGUGACAUCGGCUAUGACCCGGCCCAUUGGAACAGGAGCAGUGAGAGCCACCCC
This is a messenger RNA of Coregonus clupeaformis (lake whitefish), 717 nucleotides long. RefSeq lists its product as uncharacterized. The record is from RefSeq and is a predicted model, not a curated record. The transcript is spliced from 3 exons. Lineage: Eukaryota; Metazoa; Chordata; Actinopteri; Salmoniformes; Salmonidae. The annotation marks the transcript as partial.